Hydatigera taeniaeformis is the source of this 864-nucleotide messenger RNA. NCBI's taxonomy places the organism in Eukaryota, Metazoa, Platyhelminthes, Cestoda, Cyclophyllidea, Taeniidae. The record is from the annotation of a GenBank genome assembly.
CAAUUCAUAGACAGUUUCCGAUACAAUGCAAAGCGUGCAUCACUGGUGCAAAGUCGAAUCAAGGCACUGGAACGAAUGCCAAAGCUGGUGCCUCCAGAAAAACCCGUCAAGAUUGUCUUCAAGUUGCCUGAGUGUGAAACAAUCACUCUGCAGCCGCUGGUCCAGUUGGAGGGCGUCUACUUUCGCUAUGUGCCCGAGACUCCUCUCCUCGAAAAUGUGGAUCUUACUGUCCUCCACAACUCUCGCAUUUGCAUUGUAGGCGAGAACGGAGCUGGUAAGACUACGCUUCUUCGACUGCUUUUGGGCGACUUGACACCCAUCAAGGGACUCCGACACUGUCAUCGUUCCCUCCGAAUGGCCUACUUUUCACAGCACCACGUGGAUCAACUCGAUCUCACUGUGUCCAGCCUCGAAUUCCUCAUGAAGAAGUUUCCAGGCAACACAGAACAAUGCUACCGCAGUCAAUUGGCGUCUUUCGAAAUUGAUUCCUUGUUGGCUGAACGACCGAUCGGAAGUCUUUCGGGAGGACAGAAAUCUCGAGUUGUCUUCGCUGCUGUCUGCAUGCUAAGACCCAACCUCCUGAUUUUGGAUGAACCGACCAACCACCUGGACAUUGAGACGAUCGGCGCAUUGGGGGAGUCGCUGAACAAUUUCAACGGAGGUGUCGUUCUAGUCUCGCAUGACGAGCGUCUCAUUGCAUCGGUAUGCACGGAAUGCUGGUUGUGCACUCGCCAUUGUUACACCGACAACAAGGCAGAUGUCUGCCUCCCGACAGCCAGUCGUGUGCGUGUUUUGGCUGGCGGAUUGGAGGAGUACAAGAAAGCUGUUCGUAGGGAACUGGAAACUGGUGAGACAAGUCGGUAG